GUUGAUAUUAAGCCUACGGCCAGUUGUAAAAGGGGUGUAAACAGUGAUCCUUUUGCAAACACGUGGGUUGUAUAUUAAACGGCGAGAAGAUCCGAACGACGCUCAACUCACUGCAGGCUCGUGUCGUAAGCGUUCGUCCUAUCGAGUGAUAAUCAUCAUCGGAAUGGACUACAGAUAUUAUGCAGUAUGCAUGUCUUGCCUUGUUUCUUUCAUUUGUUGUCAUAUUGUACAUGGCAUGCGGCUACCAUGGCGAAGCGGAAACUCUGAUAUAAUAAUACAGCAAUUUCCGUUCUCAAUGCAGAAGUUUCGCUGUUUAGAUGGUAGUCUAAUUGAUCUCGCCAAAGUGUGUGAUGGCCAUAGACAUUGCAUGGACGAUGAACUCUGGUGUUCAGCUUGUAGCGUUGGAACUACAGAUGGCGCUUUCUCGUGUGAAAUAGGCGGUGAAUCAAAGUGUAUUGCACCAAAACAGAUAUGCGACGGAAGACGGAACUGCGACUCUGGCAUAGAUGAACAUAACUGCGAGAUACAAAAGUUUGCAUCUACGCUGGCAAGAAGGAAGCGAAUGCAAAAAGAAUCAAAAAAUAAAUCUUUAUCAAUAUUCAAGACACCGUCAAGUAAAAAGUAUAACGAGAAACCGUGUCAUAAUGAUAAUUAUUGUUUUCAUGAAGGAAGAUGUUUUUACGUCGGUAACCCUCAAAAUCGAUUUUGCCUCUGCAAGGUUGGCUACGAGGGAUCACGUUGUAUGCAUGUUGCACCGAGUGAUUACUCUUCUGUCGAGUGAUCACGUGAUAGUGAUCACGUGAUAUCCACGCUCGCGCGCUGAUCUCAUUACAAGGCGUAGUAACACAGGAACACGUGUUAAUUGUGUACAUUUCUUGCCAAAUUCCUAAAUUUUUUUUAUGCCAUCAAGAUUAUUAUUUUGUACCAAUCAUUUUC
This is a messenger RNA of Anneissia japonica, 936 nucleotides long. RefSeq names its product transmembrane protease serine 6-like. The coding region runs from base 164 to 781 and encodes 205 amino acids. The record is from RefSeq and is a predicted model, not a curated record. The transcript has 6 exons. Gene Ontology annotation, molecular function: protein binding. Lineage: Eukaryota; Metazoa; Echinodermata; Crinoidea; Comatulida; Comatulidae.